Molecule: messenger RNA, 3713 nt
Organism: Ceratitis capitata (Mediterranean fruit fly)
Lineage: Eukaryota; Metazoa; Arthropoda; Insecta; Diptera; Tephritidae
Exons: 10
Coding region: 1286-3292 (668 amino acids)
Cellular component (GO): plasma membrane
Molecular function (GO): calcium channel regulator activity; GTPase activity; GTP binding
Source: RefSeq, a predicted model, not a curated record
ACAAAAUCCAACUGGGAGACAAACAACACCAAGUGAAUUUCGCUAUCGCGGUAAACAAAUUGUACGACCACAAAGAUUUAACAGCAAAGUCAAGCUACAGAACAAUAAAACAAAAUAUGUUUUUGGGUGCAUCCAAGGUGUGGUCCAACCGAACUGGUUACGAUUUCAUUUAAAUUUAAAUGUAUUUUUAGAUAAGUUCUUAUGUGUUGUGAGGUCUCCAAAAGCAUCGGAUUCCCGCUGCGAGACUUAUUGCCACCAGGCCCGUACGUAUGAUCCUUACGCGGUAGCUGAUACCCUCGAUAUGGCGUUUAAAUGAUCGCCUUAUCCGUCGCUGCUGUAGUUGCUGUAUGUGCGCCUCGAUGUUAUCGAUUAGGGCAUCGGGCAUUGGUUGGACGCCUGUCAUAUUGUUCCACGUACUUGGUGUCGUGGAUUUCGUGUUCUGUAGCCACCGCUCUAUCUCGCCCACCACGUUUGCGUAUCCGCCCAAAUCGCCGACUUCCAGUAUACCGCCGCCUGCUGUUAGGCUUAUUGCAUCGAAUAUGCAGAGCUCAGCCGGUUGUGGUUACGGUUCGUCGUUCGUCGAUAUUGUUUCAUAGUAUAUACGCAAGCGCUUUUUAUACUCGAUAUACCCUCUGCCACGCACUUUACCGUCUUCCUCGGAUAUUUCGAGUUCCCCUCACUCUUCGUCAUCGCUACCGCUGCUACCUGCAUCUUCCUCGCUUCGUACGAAUAGUAUUGUUGAUGCAGACUCACUCGUUCUUUUUGUUCUGGCUCGUUGUGUUGAUGAGAAAGUAUCUCCUCCUCUGUAAGCCUUCGUAUACGUACGCGCUGCCACUCAAUUUUUCGUUUACUCCUGCUCGCUAUGUAUAUCGCGAAUAUUUGUUUUAGAGCACGUACACUUCACUAGCACAAUCUGUCGCUCGGUCACUUUAGUCGCUAGAACACUUGAUUGAGCAAUGCCAAGAGACCGCAAAGGGGCUGAUUUGAGCCGCAAAGCACAUCAGAAAGCACAGAAGAACAAAUCCAGCAACAAAAUACUGACGCACGUCUCAGAAUAGCGCAAUUGCAUCAAGAAGAGCCAGAAGAUACACGAGCUGAACUCAAUGAAGUCAGAAGAUUAGAACAACGACAAUUAUACCGUUUCACAGUCAAUAGACGAAGAACAAAUGACGAACAACGACAACAGAUACCUCGAGCAUUUAUAUCUGAUUCAUUCCUGCGUCUAGCAUUCCGGUAUGAGCCCGAUAUUGAAUAUUAUGCUCAUUCAAAAGUGGUAAUUGGUGCCAUGGACAAGGAAUGUCCGCAUUGUCAUGCUCUGAAAUUCAAAAAUGAACCAGCUGGGAUUUGUUGCGCGUCAGGAAAAGUGCAACUACCUGAAAUUGAAACACCACCUGAACCAUUGAACGGCUUACUUAUCGGCACGGAUCCAGAUUCUAACGUGUUCCUGAAGUCAAUUCGCAGAUUCAAUUCAUGCUUUCAAAUGACAUCGUUCGGAGCGACAGAAAUAGUUCAAAAUACUAAUGCAAAUGGUCAACAAUUCAAUUCUACAUUCAAAAUCAGAUGCCAAGUUUAUCAUAAAAUGGGCUCACUGCUGCCAAUGUCAAACGAACCACAUAAUUUCUUACAAAUCUACUUUAUGGGCGGCGAGGAUUCUGGAAACGCACUUGCCAAUCGCGUGAAUGCACGUUGUGAUUAUAAUAACCUUGAUUCACUUUAUGCCAGGCGCAUUGCCAGCGAGCUAGAUGCUCUUUUGAAUGAGCACAACGAGUUGUUGAAAAUAUUCAAAUCACAUAUGCACCAAUUACAAAGCGAUAAUCACGUUAUCGUCAUUAAUCCUGAUAAAACACCAGCUGGAGAGCAUAUUCGUAGAUUCAAUGCACCCGUUGUUGAUGAUGUUGCUGGAAUCAUGGUUGACGAUUGUACAGCUGCACGAGAAAUUGUGAUUCGGAGAAGAAAAAAUAAUCUUCAGUUCAUUGUACGCCGAAGAGCGCAAGCACAGGCGCAGCAACAACAACAGCAGCAACAACAAUAUAAUUUAGAAAAUGCACGGUCAUAUUGUACGAGCGAACCGCGUCUCAGCGAAACGGAAACGCCGCCGCAAAGACGCAAAUUAUCGCAACGAAGACCACAACCGCAUGCACAGCGAAAAUCAAAUGCGUUCCUCGAUGUGCCCGCAAUGCAUCAUUUGCGUGUCAGCGACGAUGAUGAAGAUUUGGAUCGUUUGCGCACAUUUAGUGCUUCCAAAGGCGGCGUUAUCAACAGAGGUGACUCCUUUCGACGUCGCCGUUCGCGCAGCAACAGCUUGGCACCCAUUAGUCCCAUACAUCCGCGUCUCGGCGGUGGCGGUGUUGGCGGCAGUGUUGGCGGUGGCAUUAAUGGUGAUUACACGUGCGCACAGGAUGAGCCACAACAACAGCAGCCGGUCGAAGUGUUUCAUGUUGAGAUGCUGGGCGCAUCUGGCGUUGGUAAACAAGCGUUAAUCCAGCAAUUUCGUACAUCGGAUUGCAUAAAUGCCUAUGAUGGACCAGAAUGCGAUGUGGCGGAGCAAAAUAUUUCAAUAAUUUUAAAUGGCAUCGAAUCGGAAUUGAAAUUUACCACGGGCCAACAGGAUAAUAAGGAUGAAUUGGAAAAGGCUGACGCUUUUCUCCUUAUUUACUCUUGCAUUGACAAGGAGUCAUUCACACGCGCCAAACACAUUCUCUCACGGCUGCAGGACAUGGAUUUGAUACGUACACGUCCGAUUAUUUUAGUAGCGAAUAAAAUUGAUUUAGCACGUUCACGCGCGGUGUCUUCGCAAGAUGGCAAAUGCGUCGCUUGCACCUUUGGCGCCAAAUUCAUUGAGGUCUCGGCGGGCAUCAAUCAUAAUUGUGACGACUUAUUGGCUGGCACAUUGACACAAAUUCGUCUCAAAAAGGAUCAAAAUUUAUUGCAUACGCCCGAUGGUACUUUACGUACUGCUUCUAAAAAAUCCAAAGAGAAACAUAAAGAUAAAGAUUAUAAUAAAAAUAAAGAAAAAGAAAAACAAAAAGAAAAAGGAAAGGAGAAGGAAAAAGAGAAGGAGAAGGAGAUAGAAAAGGUUAUUGAUAAAGCUUUAGAGCAAAAUGGCGCUGAUUGUGUAAAUGAAAAAAAUUCUGAAAAUUUGGGCAAUCGCGAUGGUUGCUCCUCGCCAGCGCAUUGGUACAAGAGUCGCAGCGUUGUUUUGGCCAGCAUGAAAGCGCGUCAAAUGCUCACAUGGAUACUGGGUAAAGAGGAUUCGAAAUUUAAGAAUUGCGAGAAUUUACAAGUACUAUAAAAUGGAAGAUAAAAUCGGCGCACAACAAAAGGAUAAUAAAGGAAAAGCGUAUGGAGCGUGUUUAGAGUAUAGAAAUGUAUGAAAAAAAACGUAUGUUUGUAUGUAUAGAUAAUAAAUAGCUAUAAAAAUUAUUUUAUAAAAAUAUAUAAUAUCUUACAUCAUGCUACUUAGCUAUUAAAUUUAAAGUGUUUAUAUGUAUGCAACUAGUUAGCUAUAUAAAACUUAGCUACAAAUGUAUUUAUGUAUGUGUUUGUAAAUAAGAAAAAUUAGAAAAAUAAAAAAUAAAAUAAAAAUAAAAAUAGAGCUAUAUACAUAUAUGUACUCCAAAUUGGUGAGUUUAGGUUAGGCGUGACAUGAAUCAAUAUUCUUAUACCAAAAAAAUAUUUAUAAUUAUCGAAAUAUAUAUAUAUAUACAUACAUA